UCGUAUACGAUUAUGUCGUUUGGUAAAUAUGUUUUUAUAAUGUAACGAGGGUAAAUAAGUGAUUUCUGGAUGAAACUCUGAUGAGAUUCAGGACUAUUCUGGUGGAGAUGAUACUUGGCAUUAUUUAUCGCUUCGCUGAAAGAUAGCACCGCGAAAAUGACACCUAAACGGAAGACAACCAGUUCGGAAUCUACGUCAACGACCAGCUCGGGCUCUUCCUCGAGUAGCUCAUCGAGUUCAGGCAGCGAAUCCAGCUCGUCCGAUUCCGAGAAUUCCAGUAGCUCUGCCAAUAGUCAAAAAGCAUCCGAUACAGAGAAAACCAAGAAGAAGGCGCCAUUUCCAGCCAAUCGUCAUGUCAAAUCCAAAGCUGAAACGGCUUUUGUCCCACCUUUGGAUAAUAAAAAUAAAGACAGACAGCCGCAAAAAGCCAGAUCAGUGGUAUACUCUUCUGAAUCGGAAGAAUCACCCAGCAAAGCAAAAUCACCGCAAAAGAGAAAACCACCAGCGAAACCAAAAGCCACUGCUACCGUAGCACCAGUUGUUAAGAGAUCUCCUAUGAAACCGGUACCAGCACUAACAGGACAGCAUAAAGCUGCAGCUGCUUUAAAAUCCGUUAAUAGCAAACCUAACAAAUUUGUCGGUUCCAUGAGUACCAACAACAGCAAAUCUCCCGAUAAAUCCGCGAAAGCAGCGGAACCAGUCCAAAAGAAAUUAAAAAAGAAAAGUAUAUUCAGUCCGGAAAAUAGUAGCGAAAGCGAUAAUGGUAUUUUGGCGAAAGUUAACACAGCCAAAUCAACGAGCAAUUCCACAAAAUGUACUAAAAAUUCUCCAGCUAAAGCAAAAUUAAAUGAUACCAAGCAAAAAGCUGCGGCAACAAGCAGACUUGUCACAAAACCCGCGCAACCGCAGAAAUCUGACAGUUCCGCGAGUUCAAAAAGUUCUGGCGGCUCAGCAUCUUCGGGUAGUACAGACAGCAGCACUGAUUCGGAAUCAUCUGAAAGUAUCACCAGCUCUCAGCCUCAACCAAAAAAGAAGGAAACGCAGCCUAGCAGUACGAAUACUAUAGCAAGCGUGCCACCUAAAAGACCAUCGGCGGCAAUCGCCCCGGUAAAAUCGCAAAAAACAGUUACUAAACGACAAGGCGCUAUAAAAAGCGAUGAUGAUGAAGAUGCAUCUGCGAGUGAAAAAGAAGACGAAGGAACAUUGAUCUCGAAAACAGUAACGAAAAGCAAACGAAAACUGCAAACGCGCAAAGGAAGUAAAUUACUUCAACUACAAGCGAAGGCGGCCAGCGAUUCCGAAUCUGAUACAGGUAUGGAAACGGUAGCGUGUAAGCGUAUCCUACAGAUUGCGCUAACUCGGUGUGAUCUGUCAAGAGUAGCCGAGAGCAAAAGGAGUACGAGCAAAUCACCCGUUAAACGCGCCGGACCAUCUGCUGCUGCCAGACAAACCUCCUCCGGAGCUGGCAGAUCAACGCAGAAUAGCGGUAUCGCUUCUAAUUCUACUGGUAACAGAACAAAUCAGGCUCCUUACAAUCGAGCACGUGCUACAAAGGAGCGUGAAUGUCCUCUGGCUGCGUCCUGCGACUCGCGGGGUCAUCUCUCUGGAAAACUGGAUUCGCACUUCACUCUAGAGGCAUGUCCACUAUAUCACAAUACUACGCCGCAGGCUUGCGUAGAAUUUUAUAAAGAGAGAAAAAAGCGAGAGGAUGAGCGCAAGAAGGCUAUAAUAAAUCUGGCCAAGAAACCUAAGGGUGUUCAUCAAACUACUGAGCAGCGCAAUUACCAACUUAAAGUGCGAGAGAUGAGGAACAAGUGGAAGGGCAACACCGGCGACGGUAACGAAAGCGAUAGUGGCGGUGAACUACAGGGAAACGAGAAGGACAAGCAACCUCGACUGAACAAUCUCACACCCGAUUAUGACUUGAAGCUAUUUAUGGAAGCUCAGGCGAUAGCUAGCGAGAAAAUCGAAAAAGAAUUAAAAGAAUUAGACUAUGAUGGCGAAGGUAGAAACGGCGGUGGCACGCGAGUCGUCGAAAUGGGAAAAUGGGAAAUGGAAGUUUGGUAUCAAAGCCCGUAUCCCGAAGAGUAUAGUCGUGCUCCGAAGCUUUAUCUUUGCGAAUAUUGUCUGAGGUACGCAAAGAGUCGUCAAGUGCUGAGAAGACAUAGAGAGAAAUGUUUGUGGAGGCAUCCACCAGGACAUGAAGUAUACAGAAAAGACAAAAUAGGCGUGUGGGAAGUGGAUGGUAAGCGAUAUAAACAGUAUUGUCAAAAUCUCUGUUUGCUAGCCAAAUUUUUCCUGGACCAUAAAACAUUGUACUAUGAUGUCGAGCCGUUUCUCUUUUACGUCAUGACAAUUGGCGAUUCCGAGGGCUGCCAUACCGUCGGUUACUUCAGUAAAGAGAAAAACUCUUUUCUGAAUUACAAUGUGUCCUGCAUUCUGACGCUACCGCCUUAUCAGAGGCAAGGCUAUGGCCGGCUCCUCAUCGAUUUUAGUUACUUGCUGACGAGGGUCGAGAAGAAGAUCGGUUCGCCGGAAAAGCCGCUAUCGGAUCUCGGCCUGAUCUCGUACCGCAGUUACUGGAAGGACGUACUGUUACAAUAUCUCUGCAAUUUCGGCGGCAAGGAGAUCUCCGUCAAAGAUAUCAGCAAGGAAAUGGCCAUCGACUCGUAUGACAUUGUCAGCACCUUGCAAGCCCUUGGUAUGAUGAAGUACUGGAAGGGCAAGCAUAUCAUUCUGAAGAAACAGGACGUGAUCGACGACUACAAGGACAGGGUGAAAAGACGAGGUCCCGUCUACAAAGAGAUCGAUCCGGAGUGUCUGAAAUGGAACCCCUUCCAGCCACCCAAGACGCCCUCCGCCUCGAACUAAGACCCGUCAGAAGCUUGGAAGUGCGCCACCUUCUUCUCUUCCCCCUUGCCAUUCCCCUCUUCGCAGCACGACUUGGAACGACACGGUCGAUCCUGCCGUCGUUCCCGUUGUCGUCGUCGUCGUCGUCGUCGUCGUCGUCGUCGUAGUAUUCAGCCGCGUCUUCGGCCUUCUCGUGAUGCAGGGAAGCCACAUAAGCCGACACGGACAGAUUUCACGCCCAUAACACUCGGCAAGAGCCGUGAAAAUCCUUCUAGGAACUUCUUCAUUCCGAAGCACGCCAAGAAACAACGGGUGAGUGAGUAUCACGUUCUAUCGACGAUACCGUUAAAGCUCGCCUCGCGAAAGAGAGAGAAAAAACUUGUCCGCAAUUUAAGAGUGUCGAUUACAUUGCGAUGCUGAUAUUGUAAACACGAGGCGAGUUGAUCGUAAAAGAAAGAAGAGGAAGAAGAAAGUCCGAUAUAAUAAUUAGCGAAACUUUUAAACGCGUUAGAAAAGAAAUGCGCCGAAGAAAGAAUUUCUUUGUCUAUCGUUGAGAUGAAGGUGGGCAAGCGCGAAGGCAUUUUUAGCGCCUCUAGUGCACUUGCCUAUCUUCUUCAACAUUUAUUAUAUUUCAGUUUUAUAUCAUUUUUCACGACAUAUUGAUAACACUUUUGCACUAUUGUGUAAAUUUCGAUCUAAUGUUUUGCGUGACAGAGCUUUUAUUUAAGAAUUUUAUUUAAAAAAAAAAAAAAAUCUAUUUUAGUAUAAAACUUUAAAUACGUCUGAGAUAUAAUGUUGCAAUUAAUGUAGAAUAUCUGAAUCAUGUAUAACGCGAAAGAUUCGCUCUCGAGCGUGUAAAUAUAAAUAUCAAAUGAAUAUGUAAAUAGCGGAUUGAAUUUAAGCUGUGUGUAUCGAUAUCUGUAAUAUAUAUUUAUUUUGAUAGUAACGAAUUGUGAAAGUAUUGCUCGCGGCGAUGGAAUUGUGGAUGGAAACACAUCGGUUACAUCAUAAAGGUUCGCCCUUAAGUAAUACGUAUACGUGCGCGUAGGAGAUAUCCCUGAACCGGCGACGUUAAGCCGCCGCCGCUCCUUCGCUGCCGCGUCGAUGCUGCGCCGAGAGUUCGUUGGUGCAUCGACCUUGGCAUCUCUCUCAUUGGCGCAACCUCGUUGCAGUAAGUUGCAUAACGGCGGAGCCGCGUUAUAACGUGCCCCGGUGGCGCAUCGAUCAGAUUGCGUCGUAUGCGCCGGACCGGGCGAAAAUUCCGCUCGCGAACGAGGCACGUGUCGUGAAAAGAGAUCAUCGACAAACGUGUAUAUCUACAUGUUGGAAAAAAGAAGGAAAGAAAAAAAAGAAACAACGAACAUUUUCUGCGACGAGAGAUCUCGGCCAGCGCGAAUUCUACGCAUGACAUUCUCAACUUGAUUCAACGUAUACGAUCCCUCGUGAUAGAGAAUAAUUUAUCAUAAGUUGCGCGAUUUCUCAAGCUUUUAUCGAUUCUGAAUCUCAAGCGAUUUGUUUCAUUACUCGUCAUUAAAUUGUCUUUGUAAACUGAAUGUCAACAUGGCAACGAGGGAGCGAACGGGAAAUUUUCUCGUUUAAUAUUCGUGCCCUGGGGAAUAAUUUCGCCGUUAAAAUACAUUCGACUAUAUACUGCAUCGCGGCCGCAAGACGUAGACACGAGAGAUACGUUAUUGAUCGGUCUACCAAGGUACAUGCUUGCCUGCAGAAUAGAGAGAGAGAGAGAGAGAGAGAGAGAGAGAGAGGAAGAAAGAAAGAUAUGCCAAUGAUGCAGAGGCUCACCGGCCUCCACGACAACAUCGAGUACCGUGAAAAUAACUUAAAAGAUAUCGAUUCAAGGUCAAAUGCGACUUUAAUUUAAAUAUGUUUUGUGUUUCCUCCGGACAUGGCGAUUUAAAUGAUCAAACAUGGUCAGCGGCUGGAAUGAAUUUCCGACUCGGGCACUUUUCUCGGAAAUCGUCGCGAGAAAUAAUCGUUAAUCGCGAAUUAUUAAGAAAUUAUUUAAGCUACAUCGAGAAAAAGGAAAUUUUUUUUUUAUUCUCUUAAUUUAUUACUACAAUUUUUUAAUGCACUUCUCUUUAUUGCGCAUAUGCAACGCAAUUCCGAUUUUCUUGUAACGAGCCGCGCCGAUUCCAAUUAAUACUUUUCAGAACUGUCGGAACUCUUGUAACUCUUGCUAGUUUUAUACGCGGUGCACUUUAACUCGCUAUAACGUCCAACUUUCCAGUUUGUACCGAUCAUUUCGGCCCGAGUUACGCCGCCGACAAGACAAUGCGUAGAGUAGCUCGCUAACUUGCUCAAUUUGCGCUCGCGCGCCGUGUCAAACUAUCAAAAACAUGGCGGGAAAUUUGCGAGCGAGGCAACGUGUAUCUCUCGAAAACGUAAAGCGAGUGCUGAAAAUGUAUAUCGUUUGACAGAGAUUGAAAUCCAUAAAGAUUGCUUUCGCGCGACUCUCUACACGCAAUUUCACAAUAAAUAUAAUAUUAACUGAAAGCAUCUCUACAAACGAAUGAAAAGAGUCGAAUCGUAGUUGAUAAUUAAUAUUUUUGUAAAGAAUGUUUAUUUUAUUGUUCGAAUGUCGAUUUCGAUCCCCGUGAUUCGUGAUCGUGAUAAUAUUUAGUUCGAUCUGUUUCUAUUAACCCUCGAUUAAUCGUUGUGAGUGGCAUAUUUUUCUAUCCGAUGAUUUAUACAUCGUUUGGCGCGCGUAUACAUAUUUAUGAUUUAAAUUAUAAACGAGUUUGGUAUGCGUGAUAGUUAAAUGAUAAUCAAGAUCUCACUCGACAGUCGGGGGUUAAUGCAAGAAAUUUGAAUAUUAUAUAUUUGAUUGUAUAUAAAAUAUGAAUACAUUGAAUGACGUAUGUAAACGCGUGUGCGUAUACCUUUCUUGUAAUCGUUGUUGUAUCAUCGCCGCGUAUUACGAGAUUUUACAAUACACGUGAUAUAUGCAAUAAAGUGCAACAUGGACCUAUCAAUCCAUUUCCAAUGUGUCAUCAUCUUCAUUGAAGCGAGAUAUAUUUUCUCAUUUUUUUAUAUUUUUCUGUAUAAUUAUUAAUAAUGAAACGACGAUAUACUUUAAUAAGGAUACAUAAUAUAAGUGUCGAAAAUGAUACCCCCGGCGUUUAAGGAAUUGAUGCAGCGAUGGUGAGUCUUUCUGUGUAUUUUACAUCAAGAGACAAUAUUGUGUCUCGCCCUAAUAUGUAUUAUGCAAAAAAUCGUGUGUAUAUUGCGUCAAUUAAAAAUAAAAAAUUACAAUAUAUAUAUAUUUAUUGCUUACACAAGAGAUAUAUAUGUGUAUGUUUUUGAGAUGUAACAUUUUUAUAGACGCGAUAAAAUUAUAUGUAUAUACCGAUAAGAGCGAUAGAAUUUAUCAUUAAUCAAAAGUAAAAGAAUUUAAUGCAAAAACAUUUGGUUGCUAAUCUAUGGCAAUCAAAGAUAUUUCCACCGUCAUAAUAAAA
This is a messenger RNA of Cataglyphis hispanica, 6323 nucleotides long. RefSeq names its product histone acetyltransferase KAT7 (gene chm). Gene Ontology annotation, molecular function: zinc ion binding; histone acetyltransferase activity. The transcript has 13 exons. Bases 157 to 2871 code for a protein of 904 amino acids. Gene Ontology annotation, biological process: regulation of DNA-templated transcription. Lineage: Eukaryota; Metazoa; Arthropoda; Insecta; Hymenoptera; Formicidae. Gene Ontology annotation, cellular component: nucleus. The record is from RefSeq and is a predicted model, not a curated record.